Elgaria multicarinata webbii is the source of this 2351-nucleotide messenger RNA. It is a transcript of the gene CTH, whose product is annotated as cystathionine gamma-lyase. The record is from RefSeq and is a predicted model, not a curated record. Gene Ontology annotation, biological process: transsulfuration. Gene Ontology annotation, molecular function: pyridoxal phosphate binding; carbon-sulfur lyase activity. The transcript has 12 exons. Gene Ontology annotation, cellular component: cytoplasm. Lineage: Eukaryota; Metazoa; Chordata; Lepidosauria; Squamata; Anguidae. The coding region runs from base 167 to 1384 and encodes 405 amino acids.
CCCGCCAACCACAGGCAAGCCGGCAAAGGAGGCAACGCGUUGGGAUAUUGCGCCAGCAACACCGCUGCCUCGCCUGCUCCUUCCCGAAGAACGCGCUCCGUUGAUCCCGCAUCCGCCGCGUCGGAACGCGCUCCGUUGAUCCCGCCACCCCGUCCCCGAGAGCGACAUGGCCAACACGAAGGAGAAGAGCGCCGCUUUCCUGCCGCCCUUCAAGCAUUUCGCCACGCAGGCCAUCCAUGUGGGGCAAGAGCCCGAACAAUGGAACUCGCGAGCCCUGGUGCCUCCGAUUACUCUCUCGACCACCUUCAAGCAGCAUGCGCCGGGGCAUCACAGCGGCUUUGAAUAUAGCCGUUGUGGAAAUCCUACUCGCGAUUGCUUGGAAAAGGCUGUGGCAGUGCUGGAUGGUGCCAAGUAUUGUUUAGCAUAUGCUUCUGGGUUAGCAGCUACUUUGAAUAUUGCCCACCUACUGAAGGCAGGGGAUACUGUUAUUUGUUCAGAUGAUGUCUAUGGAGGUACAAACAGGUAUUUCCGGGGGAUAGCAUCAGAGAUGGGCCUGAAAACUCUUUUUGUUGACUGUACCAAACUGGAACGACUUGAGGCUGCAGUCACACCAGAGACCAAGCUUGUCUGGAUUGAAACUCCCACAAAUCCAACAUUGAAAGUUGUUGACAUUGAAGGGUGUGCCAAGAUUGUCCACAAACACAAAGGAGUUAUUUUAGCAGUAGACAAUACCUUUAUGUCUGCAUAUUUCCAGCGUCCUCUGGCUUUAGGAGCAGACAUCUGUAUGUACUCGGCAACUAAAUACAUGAAUGGUCACAGUGAUGUUGUAAUGGGACUGGUUUCACUAAAUGACAAUGAUCUCCAUGAAAGACUCAGAUUCUUGCAAUAUGCCAUUGGAGCAGUUCCAUCUCCUUUUGACUGCUACCUUUGCAAUCGGGGUUUAAAGACACUGCCGAUCCGCAUGAAACAACAUUUCCACAACGCGCUAGCUGUAGCCAAAUACCUUGAAUCAGAUCCGAGAGUUGAAAAGGUCAUUUUCCCUGGAUUGCCGUCACACCCGCAGUUCGAGCUGGUGAAACGUCAGUGCACAGGCUGCCCUGGAAUGCUUUCCUUUUAUAUUAAAGGAAACGUUGAAAAUGCCUCCAAAUUUCUCAAAAGUUUAAAGCUUUUUGCCUUGGCUGAAAGUCUGGGAGGGUAUGAAAGCUUGGCAGAGCAUCCUGGCAUCAUGACUCAUGCCUCCGUUCCGAAGGCAGAAAGAGAAGCCCUUGGCAUCUCUGAUACGUUAAUUCGCAUUUCUGUGGGUUUAGAAGACUCAGAAGACCUGCUAGAAGAUCUGGACCAAGCUUUAAAGGCAGCAGUUCCUGAUUACAGAAUCCGUAACUAGAAGUCUUAUGUCUUGAAAUCACAAUUGAUUCCUUUGCAGCUGCAGUGCAAGAAAAACGAACUGGAUGCUCAUCUCCUCAUGAGUUUUCAUUGGAUUUGAUUUCCUGAAAAUGAAAAAAAACUUACCUUUUAACAUUUUUGAAAGCAAACCAAGGGUUUGACCUCCUCAACCCAUUGAUUCAGAGAGUGCCUUCAGAUGUGUCAUCCUCUCCACUGUUUGGUUCUUUUAAUGUUAAAUAUAUUAAAAAAGCCACGUUUCUUUUCAGCGGUAGCUGAGGUGACUGAUUCACACUCAGGAAUACUGUGUCCAGUUAUCUCCUACUGAUAUCUAAAUGCUGGUGUAAUAUAGUGGCUAAGACUGAACUAUGAAUUGCAAAGUCCCCAAUUCAAAUACCACCUUUGCCUUGAACUCACGGGGCAGGCUUAGGUAAGCCAGCCUCAAACCACCACCCCACCACCUGCAAUAUGGGGAUAAUAAUACCGUUUUGCAACUGGUUUACAAAAUAAAGCAUGUGAGCUACUUUGAAGACUUGAAAGCACUAUAGAAAUGUUAUUAUAGUGGACAAUUUAAAAAUAGUUAUUAUACCACUAUGUCUGGUUCCCUCUUUUCACUGGUAUUCAUGCUGUUAAAUUGAUACCUGACUCAGAAAAAAAACUGCUUCAGGUGUUAAAGACCUGCUAUUAAUUCAAUGUCCUGUGCAAUUUUGAAAAUGAAACAAAGUCAAUUGCAUGGCCCCAUAUGCAUUGCUUUUUAAAAAAUAAAAAAAUCUUGAAUUUGCUUUGGUUUCUGUUUUGAAUUAACUAUCUGUCAAAUUCUUGCCAUUGUAUAGGGCGAUUCUUCUUUUGGAACCUAAAUUGCUAUUUACAUUAUGUGAGAUUAUUAUGUAUGAUUAAGAACUGUUUCUAUAAGCAAUUUCAUGUCCAAUUACACUUCUCAUAAAUUAUAUAAAGCUGUCUGAUUUAUUUUA